Lactuca sativa (garden lettuce) is the source of this 1716-nucleotide messenger RNA. RefSeq lists its product as uncharacterized. Gene Ontology annotation, molecular function: protein binding. The record is from RefSeq and is a predicted model, not a curated record. Lineage: Eukaryota; Viridiplantae; Streptophyta; Magnoliopsida; Asterales; Asteraceae.
AUGGUAGAAGAAAACACCCAACUCGCCGGAAAUUCAAAACUCCGGCUACCGACCGACCAAAUUUCUUCGUUAAUCACCCUUUCUCACUCGAUCAGAGUCUUCGCAUCCAGAUGGAAUUUAAUAAGGAACAAGCUAAACGAGAUUCUCCCCAUCCUCGCCGCUCUGCCGCCGGAACUUCAAGAUUCAGUCGACAACCCAACUUUAUCCGGGGUCAUUCAAGCCGUUGAAGAAACAACAGAAUUCACCACCAAUUUGGCUCAGAAAUGUAUCGAUCUUUCCUACAGCGGGAAACUGUUAAUGCAGAGUGAUCUUGAUAUUAUCUGUGUGAAAUUCAACAACCAUAUAAAAUCGUUAUCUGAAUUAUCUCCCACGAAUGGGUUAUCCCCAAUUAACGGAGAUUACGCCUUGGUUGUUUCAAGACCUGAGCGAACAGCUUCGAAAGAUGACAUCAAAUUCUAUGUUAAAGAUUUGCUAUCAAGAUUCAGAAUUGGGAGCAAUGAGAUUAAGAAACGAGCCUUGAUAUGUUUCAAUGAAGUCAUUCACGAAGAUGAGAGGUUUGUGAAGAUAGCAAUGGAUGUUGAAGGGUUUGCUUUUGUUUUAGUUGAGCUUUUGGUUUCAAAAGAAUCGAGAAUCCAAGAGGAAGCAUUGAAAACGUUGGAUAUACUUUGUGGGUUUGAUUCAUAUAAAUGUGUUUUAGUUUCAUUCGGAGUUAUUGCUCCAUUAAUCAGAGUUUUAGAAAGCGGAACCAAUUUGAGCAGAAAACUGUCCACCAGCUGUUUGAUGAAAUGCACAAGUGAAUCUGAUAAUGCUUGGUCAGUCUCCGCUCAUGGUGGGGUGACUUCAUUGUUGAAAAUUUCUGGUAGUGAAUAUGAAAACGAUGGUGAAUUGGUAAGUUUAGCUUGUGGUGUUCUUAAAAAUCUUGUUGGAGUUUCUGAAAUCAAACGUUUUAUGGUUGAAGAAGGUGCAAUCCCAAUGUUUAUCAACCUUGUUAACUCCACAAACGAACUUUCCCAAAUCACUGCUAUUGAUUUCCUCCAAUCAAUCGCCUCAAAGGACGAAUUAGUAACCAAUUUGAUCGUUAAAGAAGGUGGGAUUCAUGUUCUUUCUCAAAUCUUGGAUCCACAAUUAUCAUUUUCAUCAACAACCCGAGAGAUAUCAAUAAUGGCAAUCAUGAAUUUAUGUUCAAAUUCAACAAGAUCACACACUUUAAUAACUUCGGGUUUCUUGGAUCACAUACUCUAUUUUCUUAACAAUAGCGACACUUCCGUUCAAGAAUCGUCACUAAAAGCCGCGUUUUGGUUAAGUGGGAUUUCGGAUGAUUUCAAGAAAGCAAUGGGAGAUAAAGAAUUCAUGCAAGAACUUGUGAAAUUGAUUGGUGCAAAGUCGUUUGAGGUUCGAGAAAUGGCAUCCGAGACAUUAUCAAAUUUGGUUUCGAUCCCGAAAAAUCGAAAAAAAUUUGUGGAAAAUGAUCAAAAUGUGGGAUUGAUUAUGCAAUCGGUUGAUCAAGAAGAUGGGAGUUCAAGUAAUCGAAAGCUUUUGCUUCCGAUAAUCAUGUCUUUAUCGGGUUGUAAUAGUGGUCGAAAGAAAAUUUUGAGUUCAGGGUAUUUGAAAAAUAUCGAGAAAUUAGCGGAUGAACAAGUUUCGGAUGCGAGAAAAAUCGUUAGAAACUUGACAUCGAAUAGAUUUGUUCGUAUGAUUAGAGGGUUUUGGAGAUGA